UUCUAAGAUUGGUGGUUCAGUUCACGGUCUUACUCUUAUACCUUGUCGAUCUCCUAAAGUUCCUUCAACCUAAAUAAAGCAAGUUAUUGCUAAACUUUUGAAAGAAUUUUCCCUGAAUUUCAUUCUCAGGUGAAGGUUUAGGGUUGGGGAUUGGGGUCAGGAGGCUCAUUUUUAGUGGGCCGAUAUACGUAUGCUGUCUUAUUUUCCGAAUUUAAUUUCGCCUUCUUCCAUGGAGAGUUCCGAUGAUGAGAAAGAUGGUAAUGCUGAAGCUUCUCUUCCGAAGGAAUUAGGUCACUCCUCGGAAUCUAAGCAAUCAAAAUUUGUGGAUGAUAUACUUAAGGGAUCAAAUGAGAGUUGCUUGGAGAAUUUUCGGAUGGAUAAACACACGUUCUUUAAAUUGUGCGAUUUGCUACGUACUAGAGGCCUACUGCGUCAUACAAAUCGGAUCAAGAUUGAGGAGCAGUUAGCAAUAUUUAUGUUUAUAGUUGGGCAUAAUCUACGGACUCGAGCAGUUCAGGAGCUAUUCAGAUACUCAGGCGAAACCAUCAGUCGUCAUUUCAACAAUGUCCUGACUGCAAUUACGACUAUUUCAUUAGAUUUCUUCCAGCCUCCAAAAUCCGAUGUUCCACCAGCAAUUCGAGUAGAUCCACAAUUUUAUCCUUAUUUUCUGUUGACGGCAUACAUUUCCCAGUGACAGUAGGUGUCGAUGAACAAGGGCCUUUCCGAAACAAGAAAGGUUUUCUUUCACAGAAUGUGUUAGCAGCAUGCUCGUUUGACAUGAAGUUUCAUUAUGUUCUUGCUGGUUGGGAAGGCUCCGCCCCAGAUAUGCGAGUUCUAAGUUCAGCUCUAACUAGGCGUAACAAGCUGGCA
Messenger RNA from Salvia miltiorrhiza (redroot sage), 870 nucleotides. RefSeq lists its product as uncharacterized. Lineage: Eukaryota; Viridiplantae; Streptophyta; Magnoliopsida; Lamiales; Lamiaceae. The transcript is spliced from 4 exons. The coding region runs from base 191 to 694 and encodes 167 amino acids. The record is from RefSeq and is a predicted model, not a curated record.